AUGGAACCAAAUACGCAAACACGCCAAACCAGCAAUAUUAAUGAAAAAAACUACAGUAAAGUGGAUAAACAAUGGGAUAAUUCGUCUGACCUCGACUUUGACUCGCAACAACACAUUAUUCGUCGUAAACCAGCAGAAGUAUACGAAACUCCACUAUAUAGCAAUAACAAUACUUCUAUAAAUACAACAUCAAAUACGGAAUUUCCACUCUCAAAUCAACAACAAGAUCCUCAAGAAUCCACAUCUUCAUUUUCUUAUUCCUCUUCUUCCUCUCCCGACUGGGAUUUGGAGUCAAUCUGUUCAACUGCUUCCAGUCAUUCAACAAUAAAAGACGACAAUAACAAUGAAGAGUAUUAUUAUCAAAAUGAAGCAUUAAGCCAAAAUUCCUACACUACAAUCACAUCCGAUUCUACAACUACCACGCCCACACAAGCAUCAUCACAAUUCCAGUCUCAAAAAUCUCGAUACAUUUUCUUUGCGGGACAAAUAAUUGCUCCUGGAUUCACUCUUUUCUCGAGAGUCACCCAAAAAAGCGACAACAACGACACAGAUUCAAUUUCUCAAAAAAAGAAUUGUAAAAGUAUUUCGAAGCGAAAAAGUGUGUAUCCUGUUAGAUCACCCGACAAGGUGGAAGACGGGACGGGUGUAUAUGCUACUUGUUGUGUUUACGAAAUAUUUCAAAAUGAGCCAUUGAAGUUGUUGGAUCGUGUAAAGAAGCCCACGUUGUCGUUGUCGAUUGCCAAAAGAUUAAAAUCGAGAUCUGGAAUGAAGAAAAAGCGCGAUAUAAAUACUGUUAUGGAGAUCUUUGGGUUGAAUACUGAAAUUGCGAUCGAUGUACUUUCUGCGGAAACUUUUUAUUUGCCAGCCUUGGAGAGAAUGAGCACUUUUUUCGACAAGAAAGCUCGACUGUUUAAUAAAAAUAAUAAAACCCUUUUCGAUUCAAUGCCAAAGAAAUUGCUUCGAAGGCGGUUGAUAUAUUUGACUCACGAAGAGUUUAAGAAAAAUUCUACACAGAAGUAG
Ambispora gerdemannii is the source of this 1020-nucleotide messenger RNA. The record is from the annotation of a GenBank genome assembly. NCBI's taxonomy places the organism in Eukaryota, Fungi, Glomeromycota, Glomeromycetes, Archaeosporales, Ambisporaceae.